UCCUGUUAUGCUGAGAUUACUGUUUUGAAGAUUAUCGUGAACAUAACCUAAGGAACACGAUUCAAAGUGCAAUUACACUUAAGUUUUAUUUUAUUGCAAAAGAAACGAAAUGAAUGUGAUUUUAAUAAAUUAUUUAGUGAAAUAGAUAAUUUAUGAAAAAAUUUAUCACAAAUUGAAUAACAAAAAGCUGUUUAAAAAUUGCAUAGCUUUUUUCUAUUCCGAUAACAACAUAACCAAAUGACAGCUCUCAAGCACUAUCAUUAUAAUCGUGUGGGAAUGGGCAAUUGCUUGUGCAAAGAUACACCAGAAGAACUUGAAGUAUAUAAUGGACAGAAUCAUGCAGAGACUGAAAAUACCAUAUUACCAGAAUCAAGUGUAGGCACAGUUGCAUCUGGUGAUAUGAGCACUACAACUUUUAAAUUUCCAACUUCAGCAAACAUUGAUAAAUUAGUACUUGAAACUCUUGGAGUAAUUGGUUCUCUUGUUGAUAAUGAACAAGAACCACCACCUGCAAUGUUAAAAUUACACGCUAUUGCUGAUAAAGAAGAUGGAUGGAUACAAGUUGUGAGUUCUAUGGUUAAUGUCAUUCCUAUGCAUAAUCCAUUAGGUCCUUCAGUUAUCACACUUUUAUUGGAUGAUUGUCCAUUACCAUCAAAGGAAUUAGUUCUGCGGUUAUCACACAUGUUUCAAUUAUCUCAGAAACUUGGAAAUGUACAGACUAGUGCAACUCAACAACGUAACAUCUGUGUGGUAUUGGGUUGUAUAGCAGAAAAGUUGGCUGGCCCAAGUAGCAUUGCUAUAUUAUCCGAUGAAACAUUGGAUUAUCUUAUUUCAAACCUUGUGAGAAUAAAAUAACUAUAAAGAAACGUUUAACGGCAGAGAAGCCAAAUCCUUUAUUAGAAUUAGAAAAAUGGGCAACGGAAAAUCAUUAUGUACGCCGGCAAGUAGGUUUUUGUGCGCGAUGGUGUUUAGAUAAUUUACUUCUAAUGGAAGGUAGAAAGUAUUCCCAUGAUUCAGUUGAUAUGACUGGUAUUAAUGUAAUGUUAAACACAAAGGAUGUAAGCGAGUACCUGAAAAUAUCACCUAAUGGUUUGGAAGCUCGAUGUGAUGCAUAUUCAUUUGAAAGUGUAAGAUGUACAUUUCAAGUAGACUCAGGAAUCUGGUAUUAUGAAACACUUGUUAUAACUACAGGCGUAAUGCAAAUUGGAUGGGCUACAAAAGACAGCACGUUUUUGAAUCACGAAGGGUAUGGUAUUGGUGAUGAUGAAUAUUCUUUGGCCUAUGAUGGUUGUCGACGAUUAAUUUGGUAUAAUGCAAAAAGUGAAAAAUACCAUGAUAGACCAUGUUGGAAAGCUGGUGAUAUUUUGGGUUGUUUACUAGAUUUGAAUAAGCUAGAAAUAAUAUUCUCUAUAAAUGGUGUACCACUAAAACCAUGUGUUCAGGUUUUCAAAACAGUAAGGUCUGGAUUUUUCGCAGCAGCCAGUUUUAUGUCAUUCCAACAAUGUCUUUUUAAUUUUGGGAAUGUACCUUUUAAAUAUCCUCCUACCGAUCGCGAAUAUCAGAAAUUUAAUGAUUAUGCUACUUUAAAGCCUGAGGAUAAAGUUGUGCUUCCUAGACACAUAUAUCUAGAUCAGUUGAGGAAACUUAGUGUCAGAGAGGACUCAUGUACAUUGUGUUUUGACCAAAGAGCUUCAGUAAGAUUGCUCCCAUGCAAUCACAGAGGAUUCUGCCAAACGUGUUCGAAUCAGCUAGUAGAAUGUCCAAUGUGCAGAGCUACAAUCGAAGAAAUAGCUACUGAUAACACAUGACACCACACGAGCGUAUUGACAGUUUUUAAUACUCUUCCACUAUCUUUCCCAUAUUAUAUAAUUCUCAGGAAUUAUUGCGAGGUAAUCACAAUCACAACACACCAUGUGUAUCACAUACUGAAUAUGGUUAUAAUAUUUUAUACAUUUCUCUUCUUACAAUACAGUAUUUUAAAUCAAGAGAAGGACUAUAAAUCAAUCACAGAAAGCAAAAUUGCAUUUAAACGUAUCACACCUUUAAGAUAUAUCAUUCUGAAUGUUGCAUUCACAUGUAUAGAUAUAACAUACAAAUUAUUAUAUUAUAAAUUUAAAUUACAGACAAAUAUCAUCUUAUAUCUACCGGCUGUGCAAAUUAUUUUCUCUAGGUUUUAUCUAAGUACAUCUAAUUAGAUGUCUAAAGCAAAAUAGUGAGAUAAAAAUUUAAAUAUUUUUUUUACACUAUACACAUUCGAAAAAAAGCAGAUGACAUUUGCAAUUUAUAUCUGAAUUGCUAUGAAUGUUGUACAUUUCCAAUUUAGUGUUUGUGACUGGAUCACAAAUAUGUAGACACUAUUUUGUCUAUGAACUUGAAGUUCUUUUCCGUUAAAUUAUGAAAGUCUGUAUUACCUGUACUUGUCAAUAUUGACAAACAAAUAACUGAAUUUGCGCUGUAAAUGUAAGAUUAAUUAUAGAAAACUGUAAAAUAUUGAUACCUUGUAGUAUAUAUGGAAAGAACACACACAUACACAUAUUAUAUUCUUGUGAAGACAUAAAAUGUUAUCAUAUGUAUAACUUUGCAAAAUUUUUCUAUAAAUUCUGCUGAUUUUU
This is a messenger RNA of Heterotrigona itama, 2612 nucleotides long. The record is from the annotation of a GenBank genome assembly. Lineage: Eukaryota; Metazoa; Arthropoda; Insecta; Hymenoptera; Apidae.